Molecule: messenger RNA, 3893 nt
Organism: Anopheles stephensi (Asian malaria mosquito)
Lineage: Eukaryota; Metazoa; Arthropoda; Insecta; Diptera; Culicidae
Product: DNA ligase 4-like
Exons: 3
Coding region: 259-3030 (923 amino acids)
Biological process (GO): DNA recombination; double-strand break repair via nonhomologous end joining; DNA biosynthetic process
Cellular component (GO): DNA-dependent protein kinase-DNA ligase 4 complex; DNA ligase IV complex
Molecular function (GO): ATP binding; DNA ligase (ATP) activity; DNA binding
Source: RefSeq, a predicted model, not a curated record
UAUUCAUUGUACAGGCACUUAAAUUCAACUGUCAAACGCUGCUUGAUGUACGCGCGCUCUUUGUUUACAUCAAUCAGCUGUGCAUCAGCGUUUCCCAUGUCCAGUUACAUGAUUUGUCGCGAAUUUACAAGUAAACGUAUGUCUCGCUCGGCAAUGGCUGUACGGAUAAAAGAUCACUGCUAGUGUUGGAAGCAACCGGCCGUCUCUUCGCGUUACUAGCCGCCGUCCGCGAAAUUCGUCAGAGAAAUCACCCUCACCAUGUGCGCUAAGCAGGAUUCGUUCAGUGAACUAAGCUCACUACUGGAAAAGGUUCGCCAUGCACCCCUACCGGCCAAGGAACUGAUGCUGCGCAAGUUUUUUCAAGACUUCGAACUUUACCGUCAAUCGUUUGGUGAUGCGGACAAUAAACCCUCGAUCUAUCCAUCGCUACGGUUGCUGGUGCCGGGAAUGGAUCGCGCACGUAAAGCGUACGGAUUGCGUGAACGAACGCUGGCCGAAGCUUACAUACGGGCGUUGGGACUCGAUCGGCGCAACGAAGAGGUGCAGCGGUUGCUGGGUGCUGGCAGUGAUCUGGCGGAACGACUGGGACCGUUGCUGCACGGUCGCUGUCCAGCCGUCGGUGACCUGACUGUCGGUGACGUGAACAGCCGACUGGAUGCGAUUGGGGCGGGCCGUGCGGUGGCUGCACGGGACGAGCUGGUGGCGCUGAUUGAACGGGGCAGCCCACUGGACCAGCGCUGGUUGGUGCGGAUUGUGCUGAAAAAUUUGCGGCUCGGUGUGAGCAACCGGCGCAUAUUGCAGCUGUACCACCCGAACGCGCCCACACUGUACGAUGGUGCGAGCGAUCUGAAGCAGCUGGUGCAGCAGAUCGAGACGCAGGCACCCGCCGGCGAGCUUGAGCUGGUCAGCGGCGGUGGUCCCGUGCUGUUAUUAACACACUUUAUCCGUCCAAUGCUUUGCCAACGGGUGGAGCUUCGACAGGUAGGUGAGCUGUUGCGCCGGGAUACGUACUGGUGCGAGACAAAGAUGGAUGGCGAACGGUUCCAGAUGCACUGGGAUGGACUGUCGUUUCGGUACUACUCGCGCAACGGGCACGAUUACAGUGACGCAUUUGGCCGGUCAGCAGACCAGGUGGGCGGUACGCUGACACCCAUGCUGGCAACGCUGAUCGCACCGACCACCCGCGACCUCAUACUGGACGGUGAGAUGAUGGUGUUUGAUCGGCGCGACCUACGGUUUCGGGACAAGUGUGACGGUACGGAUGUGAAAGCGCUCCGCACCGGCAAUGCGGAUCAGCGACCGUGCUUUUGCGUGUAUGACGUGCUGUACCACAACGGCCGGUCGCUUACCGGCGUGCCGUACGCAGAGCGGGCCAACCUUCUCCGGCACACGGUGCGCGAACAGUUUGGCUUUCUGCAGCACUGUCGGCGCGAACGGGUACGCGAUGCCGAACAUCUGAUCGAACUGAUCAACACGGCCAUCGAUGCACGGCAGGAGGGUGUGGUGCUGAAGCGCGAGGACGCACCGUACCAACCGAACCGGCGGGCUGGCACCGGCUGGUACAAGAUAAAGCCCGACUAUAUCGAGGGCUUGGUGGUUGACUUUGAUCUGCUCGUGAUGGGCGGUUUCUACAACCUGCGCCGUACGCACGUAAACACGUUCCUGGUCGGUGUCGGCCGCGGUCCGGGUGAGUAUGUCUCGGUGGCGAAAGUAUCCAUGGGACUCAGUGUGGCCGAAUGGCAGCAGCUGAAUCAGUCGCUCCGGUCCCACUGGCGAACGGAGCCGGUCGAUGGGAUGCACUGUGGCCGCACGACACCCGACGUUUGGAUUGCACCGGGCAGCUCGAUCGUGCUGCAGCUGAAAGGUUCGGAGCUGGUACGGAGUGAUUCGUACGCCGCAGGGUACACGAUUCGGUUCCCGCGCAUCGUUACCACCCGGGCCGAUAAGCUACCGGACGAGGUGUGUACGCUAGCGGAGCUCGAACAGCUCGCCAGCGGCACCAGCGGCCAUAGUCCGGCCGAUAGCAGUGCGCGCACCCGCAAAUCGACCAAACUUGCGAAACGGCACGUAACGCUGGAGGAUCUCAAUGCACCGGCAACGGUACAGCGCCCAAAUCGAGCCAAAAAACGAUUGAUCGCAGCGGAACGCACAACAGCGAGACCGGAACGGGAAGCGUCACCACUGCCGGAUGGGAUGCUGCACGGGCGGGAUGUGUGUGUGAUGGCCGUUGGUAAUUAUCCGGGCGCACCGACGAUCGACACGCUCGAGCGGUUGGUGCGGCGACACGGUGGCCGUGCCGUUGCCAACCCGAGUCCGGCCACGUACGCCAUUGUGGCCGGCCGGGUAACGUUCAAGGUGCGCAAGUACAUGGAAACGGGCCGGUGGGACGUGGUGCGGGAGGAUUGGUUGUUGCGUGCCGGGAUGGAACACCGACUAGAACCGUUCCGACCGGAGCACAUACUCACCGCGACGGAACCGACCCGGAUGAAGCUAGCGAAGCAGUACGAUCGGUACGGUGACUCGUACACGCGUCCCAUCACCCCAUCCUCCUUCUCCGCGUUGCUGAGCCGCAUGACGGGGGAGGAAGGGCUGCCAACGUCAUCGCUCACCUUACGGGAGCUGAUGCAUGCCGAAACGACACUGCUGGGUGUGCGAAUCGCGCGAAGAAUGCGCCUGUUCCGAGGACUUUCCGCACGGCUGUAUGUAAAGCCGGAGGAGAAGGAGGAUGAGGAACAGGCAUCAUUCGGGGUUGAACGGUACCGGGCGCAGCGUGAAAUGUUGCGGUUUGUCCAGCACGGUGGAUACUGGCUGCGGGACACCGAACCUGGUGUGGUUCGGUACGUGUUUGUGGCGUCGUCAUCGGCGGUGGACCCGCCGCCGUACGGUGAUGUGGAAGCUUGGAUCGAUACGGUCACCGGACCGGAUAGGGAACUCACAUCGCCGCCGGUUCUCCUGCGCGUGCACUGGAUUGGACGCUCCAUCGAAGCUGGACGGCUGUGUAACGAGACGGAUUUUUUCGUUCCUGACUAACCACGCCAAGGCUCUGCGGGAUUGGUGUAUGUGUGCCGGGUUUGGCAAUAGGUACGCGGCGCCUAUAAGCCUACACAUUGAACGAUUGCAGGGAAAAUUUGCUUGAGGGAAUAAGAACUAGUCUCUAGUCAUGAGGCUCUAGCUACGUUAUUUCGUGUAGGUUGUCUGUCUUGUGUUGUUCAACAUCCGGACGAUGGCUAAAGUCGGUGGAUGGACUACGUGAUGCGAAGACGCUGCGCACGCACUAACACUAGGAUACUUCUUCUUUACGACCAGGACACAGGCCCUUUUUCCGGAUGCAUACACCAAAGAGAGAGAAACCAGCCCAACAGGAAGAGUUAUGAAAAAAGGUGUUAGACUUCAAUUUUAUUCCAUUUCGUUAUGCACUGGGAAGGAGAGCGGUGGCGGAGGACGGGGGGGGGGGGGGGGGUGGGAAGAUUUUAGAACGAUGAGGAAGGAUUAUCGUAGAACUAGUGUGGACAAAAUUAUGAAAAAAAAGCGUACGUUAAUUACCGGGGACACUGGAGAGCCGCUUCUCCUUCCCCUCACUCCCUCUCCCACCCCUUUUACCCCGCUACCCGCCGGGGAUCUUACGCUUUGAGACACUGUUACACUGUUGUUUGCUGACCAAAAAGAAAACAAAAAUCUACCGGAAGUGUUACGUGUUGGUGUGUGUGUGUGUCCUGGGAGUUGAGAGUAGGGCAGAAAAUCUAUCAAAACCGUGCUUUAUCGGCAACAACCUAUACAGCUACUGUUCAGCAGCGUUGCCUUGCCCCUCGUCCGUCGUUUUUGAAUUACAUACAUUUACAUACAUACAUCUAUUAAUGUAUUUUUAAUAUAAUAUACGUUUAUAUUUCGUGUAA